Molecule: messenger RNA, 543 nt
Organism: Rotaria sordida
Lineage: Eukaryota; Metazoa; Rotifera; Eurotatoria; Philodinida; Philodinidae
Source: the annotation of a GenBank genome assembly
AUGGUAAUCGAUGAUGUUGAUAAUGACAAUAGAUAUGAUAUCAUUACUUUGGACAGUUCAUCUCAAAAAAUAGAUAUUUUAUAUGACGAUGGCAAUCGUACGUUUACUAUACAUACAAUUUCUUUGCCUACAAUUCUUUGGCUGAGACCAGUGUCAACAGCAGAUGUUAACAACGAUAAUAAACGUGACAUUGUUAUCUUAGACUCAGAAUUCAAAAAAAUCUUGAUUUAUCUCAAUAAUGGUAACUGUAAAUUUACUGAACAUAUGAAUUAUUCCAUCGGAACUGAUCCUCUCUUCUUGACAACAGAAGAUCUUAAUGCUGAUGGAUAUUCUGAUAUUAUUAUUGGAUAUCGUAGUGCAGAAGGAGUAAAUGUUCAGCUCAAUGACGGCAAUGGUAUGUUCCCUGGAGAAGCAGUCUUUUAUCGUACUGUAUGUCCAUCGCAUUUUGUGACAAUAGCUGAUCUUAAUGGUGAUCAUACUCUCGAUAUCAUUGCUUUAUGUCCAUCUGUUCACAAAAUUGUUAUUCUUUUCAACAAUUGGUAG